Helobdella robusta is the source of this 627-nucleotide messenger RNA. RefSeq lists its product as hypothetical. Gene Ontology annotation, biological process: regulation of transcription by RNA polymerase II. Lineage: Eukaryota; Metazoa; Annelida; Clitellata; Rhynchobdellida; Glossiphoniidae. Gene Ontology annotation, molecular function: protein dimerization activity; RNA polymerase II cis-regulatory region sequence-specific DNA binding; DNA-binding transcription factor activity, RNA polymerase II-specific. The transcript is spliced from 6 exons. The record is from RefSeq and is a predicted model, not a curated record. Gene Ontology annotation, cellular component: nucleus. The annotation marks the transcript as partial.
AGGAGGAAAUCUCACGUCACAUACGAGCAGAAAAGAAGAUUUAGCAUCAGGUGUGGGCUUGACACCUUGAACCUUCUGACCCCUAAUAUUAGCGAGUCACAUGGAGGGAGAGUCAGUAAGGCCACUACUCUACAUAAAGCUGUUGAGUUUGUGAGGAAGUUGAAGUCAGAGAGACAGGACCACCAGGACGCCAUUGAUCAGCUGAGGUUGGAGGUUCAAAUGCACGAGAAAGCUAUCAGGUGUGUCCACUCACAGCUACCAGCAACGGGCCUUCCCACGUCAGCUAUGGUCGCCAGGUCAAAGGUCAACCUUACCAAAGACAUGUUCUACGAUUUCGUCGAUCGAAGAUCUCGAGACAAUUGGAAGUUCAAAAUUUUUGGUUUGCUAGCUGAACCAUUGUUCUCUUCGUAUGAUGAAGUUGUUUGCACUGUGAACGAAGAACUGUUCAACAAGUCUGUUCACAAAUGGCUGAGUGAACAUUGUUCGUUAACUGCUCUUAGACCAAUCCUGUCGAAUUCCUUGAGAAAGUUAUGCACCAGCACUUGCAUCCUGACGGACCCUGCCCUCUUCCAACGACAGAUCAUCAGUGAGAUCAACUCAUCAAACAACAACAACAACAAUAAAUAA